Messenger RNA from Corvus hawaiiensis (hawaiian crow), 2096 nucleotides. It is a transcript of the gene IL2RG, whose product is annotated as interleukin 2 receptor subunit gamma. Gene Ontology annotation, biological process: cytokine-mediated signaling pathway. NCBI's taxonomy places the organism in Eukaryota, Metazoa, Chordata, Aves, Passeriformes, Corvidae. Bases 319 to 1419 code for a protein of 366 amino acids. Gene Ontology annotation, cellular component: membrane; external side of plasma membrane. The transcript is spliced from 8 exons. Gene Ontology annotation, molecular function: cytokine receptor activity; protein binding. The record is from RefSeq and is a predicted model, not a curated record.
CCAGUGGGAUGAGCUGUGGGGUCCCAGUGGGUUAGCUGUGGGAUCCCAGUGGGAUGAGCCAUGGAAUCCCACUGGGAUGAGCCAUGGGGUCCCAGUGGGAUGAGCUGUGGGAUCCCAGUGGGAUGAGCCACGGGGCCUCACUGGGAUGAGCCACGGGGCCCCACUGGAGUGAGCUGUGGUCCCCGUAAGGUGGCCCAUGGGGCAGCACAUAGGGUGGGCCCCUGGUUCAGGCAGUGCUGUGGGGCAGGAAGCAGUGUGGUGCGGAAGCCAGCAGCCCUGCGUGAGGCUGUUCACACGCGUCCCUGCUCAGGCCCCCUCAUGGCGGUUCCUGGCACCUUCCUCGUGCCUCUCCUCCUUCUCCUCUGUGGGCCAGGUCCCUAUCCUGCUGCUGCCCAAAGCCAUCCAGGGGUGGAGUGUGUCCUCUUCAACGAGGAGUACAUGACCUGCAAGUGGGGGACCAGAGAGACACUCAGCGUCAACUACUCCCUCUACUACCGGUACAAGAACGCAUCUGACAAGGUGGAGUGCAAGCAUUACCUGCAGGACCAUGGUGUCAGGGUCGGCUGCUACUUCAAGCGGAACGAGCUCAUCCAGUUCCAGUCUUUCCAUGUUUUCAUCAAUGCCAGCAUUGAUGGCAAGACCCUGGAGAUCCCCAGCAAGCGCAUGUUGCUGCAGGACCUGGGUACGGAGGGAACCCCCUCUCCUCUGAAGAGCUUGAAACCAGAGGCGCCCGUCAACCUGACCAUCCGCAACAUGAGCAACAAUCAGCUGCAGCUGACCUGGGCCACCCCGUACCCCAAAGCCAGGUGCCUGGAGCAUGCUGUCAAGUACAAGAGCAACAAGGACACCAGCUGGACGGAGCUCUCGGUGAAUGGAGAUGUCUUCUCCUUGCCCAGUGUGGACUAUGAGAAGUACUACACCUUCUACGUGCGCAGCAAGAUCAACAAAUACUGUGGCAGCACCCAGUUCUGGAGUGAGUGGAGCGCUCCUGUCUUCUGGGGCAGCAAGUCCACCAGCAAGGGCACAGUGGAGGAACAGCUGCACUGGUUCAAGAUCCACACCAUCUUGGUCCCCAUUGCCUCCUGCCUGCUCCUGCUGGUCCUUGUCAUCCUCCUGAUGCGCAUAGAAAGGGUAUGGGUCAUCCUGAUGCCCCGAAUUCCCAACCCCAGCAAGAAUUUUGAUGAGCUGUUCAUCACCCACAACGGCAACUUCCAGGAAUGGGCUGGAGUCCCCAAAGAUGUCGUGGAGAGCUUCAAGCCCAACUACAGUGAGAACAUCUGCUAUGUGACUGAGCUGCCACCCAAGGACAGCCAUGAGCCCCUCUGGGACAGCAGCAACCACGCACCACCUCCAAUGCCUGGGCCCCCAGCCGCCCCCAGCGAGCACAGCCCCUACCAGAAGAGCUAUGGGAGAGUGUGACACACUCCUGCAGCCCUGCACCCGCCCUGCUCCACAGCUUUGCUGCCCAAACCUUACCGCUCCACAAGCCCUGCUCCCCGCUCCUGCCAUGCCUCUGCCAAAGGCCCUGCAUCGCCAGUCUUGCUUCCUGCCAAGUCCCCUUCCCUGCUCCAAGGUGUCCACAAGCACACCCAGGGAUGUGUCCUGCUGAAUGGGCAGCUGCAGCUGAGCAGACGGGGGCCACUGGCCAACUGAUGGGGACAGAUGGGAUAAGGAGUCCCAGGGAGGCAAAGUGUGGAAAAAUAAUGGAAGAUAGGCAAGGAAGAUUGCAAACAUGCUCAAGUGCCUUGCAGCUGAUGUAGAAAAACACAUAUAACAUACUCAUCGUUGUUUAGUUUUGUGUGCUCAGUAAGUAGAACUCCUGUGUUUAGAUAACACAGGCCUGUGAUAGACUUAGUGGCACCUUAUUUAACAUGCUUGAAAUUCCUGCCCUGCUGUGGGAAAGAUCAAAUCACAGUGGUAAACCACAACUGCACAAUUCCUUGAUAAACAAGCAAAAACAGCAGGUUCGGUGAUCCUCUAGGGUGGAACAAGAUCCACAGUGCCUGCAUCCCUGCUUGUGUGCCUCUGCCUGGGUGCUGCUUGGGGGAUCCUCCAAUUGGUGAGGUAAUAAAAAUAAAUUUCCUCUUUGCCUUUCA